GGGCGGGGCGCGGGCCGGCCAAUGGCUGCCGAGUGCGCUGCCUGCCUGCGCUGGGCGAGCGGAGCCUGGGAGCAGCGGGCCGGGCUGGCAGCAGCGGCGCCCAUGGGCGAGAAGCGGGUGCUGUGCGUGGGGCUGGUGUGCCUCGACAUCAUCAGCGUGGUGGAGAGAUACCCGGCCGAGGACUCGGACACCAGGUACCCCCUGGCAGAGGUGCCCGGGCACCCACCACAUGCCCCACGAAGGGGCCGGGCACCCACCACUUUGGGUGCCAGGGCCAUGCCCGCUGCAUGCAACCACUGCCCUGGGCACUUCUGGUCUCGGAGCGAGCUGGCACUCGUGCGCCCUCGCUGGCUGGGGAAAGAUGCCAGGCUCCCCGCGGGCGGGCGGGCGGAGGGUCUGCCUUGGCACCCGGGAGCUGGAAGACGCCCGGCCUGGGGACGCGCCGGGUGCCAGGGGCGGGCGGGCGGGCGGUGGGCUCGCGGCUUCCCUGUCCCGGCUGAGCUGCCGGCUUGGCUCCCUUCCUUCGAGCACAGUUGGAAGGGGCCCCCGGGGGUCAUCUAGUCCCGCCCGCUGCACUGCACCCGGGACAGACGGCCUUCCUUGCUUCCUUCCUUCCUCCCUGGCUGGCAGGUGCCUGUCGCAGCGAUGGCAGCGCGGGGGCAACGCUUCCAACACCUGCACCGUCCUGGCCCUGCUGGGCGCCCCCUGCGCCUUCAUGGGCUCCCUGGCGCCCGGCCACGCCGCAGAGUAAGUGACUGGGGGGGGGAGCCUUGUGGGUCUCCUUCAGGGGAGGGUGGGCGAGGCCACGGGCCCUUUGCCCAGCACCCUGGCAAAGGAGGCAACCAGGUGUCCUUUGGACUGGGGUCAGACUAGAUGACCCGCUGGGGUCCCUUUCAGCGCCACAAAUCUGUGAUGGGCUCCUUGUCUUGCAGGAUCCAGCCAUCCUCAUCCUCCUCCAGGGAAGUCAGGGGCCCCAGGGUGGAAGCCAGCCUGGCACGUGGCUCUGGCAUGGGCAGGAUUUGGGUGCUGGUCCCAUCCUGACCCCUGAUGCCCUUUCCAAGAGGGGAGGGGAGGGCUGGGGAAUUUCCACUCCUAGAUUUUUCCCCAGAGCCCUUUCCCUACUUUUAGUAAUACAUCUUCUAACAUUAAUAAGUAGCAUGGCAAAUGAAUAGCCAAGUCUUACUUUAAUGAGUAAGUGAAGCCAUUUAAGGCUCAGCAGCUGGCAGGUGUUGGGGCAGAAGGGCAGAGUCAAAGAAGGGACCCCGAGGGUCAUCUAGUCCAACCCCCUGCAAUGCAGGAAUUUCAGCAUCCAUGACAGUGGAGAAUAUAAGGUGCUGAGUCAAACGGCAAUGAAAUUCAAGAAGGGCAGUCUGUGACAAUUCUGUAUCAAUGUCUAGGACUGACAAGUGUUGAGUAGUGGUUAGAACAGCGCUUCUCCACCUGGGGGUCCCCAGAUGUCGUUGGACUACAACUCCCAUUACCCCUAGCUAGCAAGGCCAAAGCUCAGGAGUGAUGGGAGUUGUAGUCCAACAACAUCUGGGGACCCCCCAGGUUGAGAGCCGCUGGGUUAGAGUAUCAAACCGUGACCUUGGAGAGCAGGGUUCGAAUCCCCACUCAGGCAUGAAGGUCACUGGGUGACCUUGAGCCAGCUUAACCUACCUCUCUGUUAUGAGCAGUGCUUUUUUCCUAAAAAAAAAAUUUUAGGGGUACUCUCAUUCUCCUGCUCAUAUUGAAAUCCUGCCACUUAAUGAGGCCAAACUUAGAUCCACAAAAUAUUUAGUGGUAUGCGUCCCCCCCAGAUAAAAAGCACUGGUUAUGAGGAUGAAAUGGGGGGAAGGAGAACCGUGAGGAACAACUUGAGGUCCUCUGGAGAGAAAGGUGGCGUAAAUAUGGUGAGCCCAGCAGUGGCCCCUUUCCAGCAGCAGAAUCAUCCUGCAACUGUAUCUGGGCCUUCAGGGGAGAGGACCCUUUUGUGCAUGGACAGAGAUGCUCCGUUCGCUUGGCAAGGAAAGGCUGGUUGCAGUAGCAGCAACUGCUUCUGUGUAAAUGGUCACUCUGUUUACCUGAGGUCAAAUGUGGUCACUCCAUUCAGGUGUCCCAGGCAUGUCCAACUUUCAACAGACUGAGAUCUACUCCUGCAGUGAUCUGCCAAAGAUACAUUACUGUAUUUUAAUAUUUUGCUGGAAGCCGCCCAGAGUGGCUGGGGAAGCCCAGCCAGAUGGGCAGGGUAUAAAUAAUUUUUUUAUUAUUAUUAUCUACCUGUUGGACAUCCCUGAUGUAUGCAAAUCGGACCUCACACCUUGCCAUUUUUUCCACACCUGGGCGUGAACACACCUGCAUCAGACAGUGGGCUCUUGCCACAAAAGCUUUAUCCACAAUAAAAUUUGUUCCAACGGCAUAGUUUAUCCCCCUGCACGUUUAUUUGGAAGUAAGUCGAAUUGUAUUUUAUUAGGGUUACUCCCAAGUAAAAGGCAGCCUGCGCUUCUGUCUGCUUCCUUGGUUGUUUUCUUCACUUGCCUGGCCUCAAAUUUCAUUUCAUAGAACCAAAGAAUUGUAGAGUGGAAGGGACCCCCAACGGUCAUCCAAACCCCCUUCGAUUUCAGCUACUUUCGACAAUUAGAAGUACUUUUAAGAUACUUAUAUAGUACUGAGAUUUUUACAGCAUGUGAAGUUAACACUACAUACUUGUGAGUUUUCUUUACGACAUAUGUGUCAGCUGUACAUGCUGGAAUCAGAUCUCUUUAGAUUCAGGGGGACAGAAAGUUUCUCAAAUCAAAACAUGCCAGAAAAAAACCCCAUUGUGAUUUAUGACCCCACCAUCCAUUGCUGGUUUUGAGGAGCAGGGUCAGAUCCUGGUGCUGUGCUGGGCGGGCGAGGGAGAGGCACAGACCCCCAGAGGACUCCAGGGCCUGCAGUUUUCUUCCAGGCAGUGGCUGGAUUUCCCCAAGAAGUUAGUCGGCAGAAUUCAGCUCUGAGAACCAGUUUGAAUGGUAGGACUCCAGUCUGCAAAAUGGGGAGAGAAUCAGCCUGGGAGAAGGAGGCCUCAUCCUAUUACAGGGGGUUGGACUAGAUGUCCCCUUGGGUCCCUUCCAGCUCUACAAUUUUGUGAUUCUAUGAGAUGUGGCAGAUGUGGUUAUUUAAGAAAGGAUCCGUUAAGAGUCCUGGGACUCUGCUCUGGGUAUGUGAAAUAUAAAGGCCCACACACCUUCCCUGGUCCUUCUGAGCAUGUGCAGAGUUCCUUUAGUCACCACACAGCUGGAUUAAAGAGCAAGGGGCAGCUGCUUUCCAGCAGUAGAACAUCACCCAAGAAUCAUGAGUCCUGACACCUCUUGCAUUGAGAAGCUGAAUGUAAGUAUUUGGGUCUUGCAGAUCUUGAGAAAUCCCUCUGUCGCUGCCUGCUUGGACCCAGAUUUUUAUGGGAAGGUGAAGACAAAGGCUUUGCCCCCAUGUACCUGCAGGAAUCCUCACCCAAUUCCCACCUUCUCUGUGAGACAUUUCUGCUCCCCAAGCAGAGAUUUUGCACUCCGGGCUCAGAGUGGAUUUGGGGCCCUCUUUCAUGGAUGCAGGUGGUGCUGUGGGUUAAACCACUGAGCCUAGGACUUGCCGAUCAGGAGGUCGGCGGUUCGAAUCCCCGCGACGGGGUGAGCUCCCAUUGCUCGGUCCCCGCUCCUGCCCACCUAGCAGUUUGAAAGCAAGUAGAUAAAUAAGUACCGCUGUGGUGGGAAGGUGAACGGCAUUUCCAUGCGCUGCUCUGGUUCGGCUAGUAAAGUGAGAUGAGCGCCGCAACCCCAGACCUAAUGGUCAGGGGUCCCUUUACCUUUACCUUCAUGGUCCAAUGGCGCCUGCAGCUCCUAGCACUCUCUAUCAUGGGUAGGCAAACUAAGGCCUGGGGGUGGAUCUGGCCCAAUUGCCUUCUGAAUCCAGCCCACAGACAGUCUGGGAAUCAGCGUGUUUUUACAUAAGUAGAAUGUGCCCUUUUAUUUAAAACGCAUCUCUGGGUCCUUAAUAAUAAAUAAUAAUAAUAAAUUUUAUUUAUACCCCGCCCUCCCCGGCCAGAGCCAGGCUCAGGGCGGCUAACACCAGUAAAAUCACAGUAAAAACAUAAUAGGGGGGAAAAAGAGGGGGGGGACCAAUUUAAAAUACAGGUUAAAAUGAAAUUUAAAAUGCUGCCUCAUUUUAAUAGUAGCCCAUAAAUCAAGACCAUAAGGGGAGGGAAACAUAAGGGUCAGACUGAGUCCAAACCAAAGGCCAGGCAGAACAGCUCUGUCUUGCAGGCCCUGCGGAAAGAUGUCAAGUCCCGCAGGGCCCUAGUCUCUUGGGACAGAGCGUUCCACCAAGUCGGGGCCAGUGCUGAAAAGGCCCUGGCCGUAGCUGAGACCAAUCUAACCACCUUGCGACCUGGGACCUCCAAAAUGUUGUCAUUUAAGGUCCUCUGCGGGGCGUACUGGGAGAGGGGGUCCCGUAGGUACGAGGGUUCUAGGCCGUGAAGGGCUUUAAAGGUCAAAACCAGCACCUUAAACCUGACCCUGUACUCCACGGGGAGCCAGUGCAGUUGGUAAAGCACUGGAUGAAUGCGAUCCCAUGGCAAGGACACUGUAAGGUGUCUCGCGCGGCAUUCUGCACCCGCUGGAGUUUCUGGGUCAGCUUCAAGGGCAGCCCCAUGUAGAGCGAGUUACAGUAGUCAAGCCUGGAGGUGCCCUUCGCGUGGAUCACUGUGGACAGGUCAGGACGAGGAAGGGGGUCUCCAUCCUCUCUCGCCCUCCCCACCCCUAAGGGGGCUCCUCUUCUCUGCCCACCCAGCUUCGUCCGUGAGGAUUUCCAGCGCUACGAGGUGGAUCUCGCCCACGUGGUGCCGCGCCCGGCGUGCGCCCUGCCCACCUCCAUGGUGAUCAGCAACUCCACGACGGGCACCCGGACCAUCCUGCACGCUGCGAGGUGCUUAGGGUGAGGGGUCCCCCCCCCCGGCCACAGCCUCUAACCUCCUCUUUCUCUCCCCUCCGCUGCCCCCAAGAUUCAUCCUCUCCGACUUCCGCCGCUACAACGUGGAUGUCUCUCACCUGGUGAGGCAAAGCCGGGGGGAGAUGCCCUGCGCCAUCUGUCUCGUCAACUGCCACAACGGCUCUCGGACGGUCACUCUCUAUGACAUGUAAGGCCAGGCGGGCAGCUGCUGCCCCCGCUCGCCAACUCCCCACCCUGCCACUGGGUGGCGCCACAGGGCUCCCUCUAUUUAUUAUUGCCGACUAAUAUUUAUUGAAUUUGCAUCGCACCCUUUGCCCAAAGACCUCAGGGCGGUUCGGGGCAUAAAGAUACAAGAUGGGGGGGGGUACGAAAUACAUAAGCAAAACAAUAACCUUGCCAGCUGCCACAGGGCAGCCAUGCUGUCAAUCAUCCCAGGGGGGCGGGCAUUGACCCAGCUUUCUCUAGAAACGGUCCCAACCCUUUUAUCAAUUAGAAAAAAUUCAUAUGGUGCUUCGUUUUGUAAACCGCUUUGAGGUUGCCAUUUUUACAAUCCAGCAGUGGAUGCUCAGGUUGCGAACGUGAUCCGUGCGGGAUGCAUGUUCGCAACCUGCAGCGUUCACAGUCCACAGCAGUGCAUCUGCGCAUGCACGGGUUUGCGAUUCAGUGUUUCUGCGCAUGUGCAAAGUGUGAUUUAGUGUUUCUGCGCAUGCACAACCGGUCAAACCCAGAAGUAACCCGUUCCAGUACUUCCGGGUGGGUGGCACUGCGGGUUAAACCACAGAGCCUAGGGCUUGCCGAUCAGAAGGUCAGCGGUUCGAAUCCCUUUGACGGGGUGAGCUCCUGUUGUUCGGUCCCUGCUCCUGCCAACCUAGCAGUUUGAAAGCACGUCAAAGUGGAAGGAGAUAAAUAGGUCCCGCUCCGGUGGGAAGGUAAACGGCAUUUCCGUGCGCUGCUCUGGUUCGCCAGAAGCGGCUUCGUCAUGCUGGCCACAUGACCUGGAAGCUGUACGCUGUACGCCGGCUCCCUCGGCUAAUAAAGCAAGAUGAGCGUCGCAACCCCAGAGUCGGCCACGACUGGACCUAAUGGUCAGGGGUCCCUUUACCUUUACCUAACCCAAAAAAACGCAGCCUGAAGCAUCUGUAACCCGAGGUAUGACUGUACCGUAUUUUUCCAUGUAUAAGACUAGGUUUUUUCCCUAAAAAAUAAUGUCAAAAAUUAGAGGGCGUUUUAUACACGGAUGCAUCUCCCCCCAUUUUCUUAAAUCUGAGCAUCUUAUACAGGGGGGCAUCUUAUAGACGGAAAAAUACAGUAAAUGAGAAAUAAAUUGUCAAGAGUGCGUGAGCAAGGUGCGUGAGAGCAAAGGGGCAGCUCAAUGUCACCUUCUCUCUUUCUGCCCCCUCCCCCUUUUUAUUCCUAAUAUUAAUCAUUAAUCUUGGACUAUUAACGUGCAAAGUGCAUUUGAUCAUUAAUAGUAGAAAGGUUACUUCCCUCCACUUUUCCCCCUAGCAGGCCUUUUCUUGAGCUUUUAACGGCUGCUACACAAGCAAAAGGAGCUCAGUUUUGCAAGCCGAUCUGCUCGGGUGCACAGCUGCAGUGGCUGAAUUUCUGCUUGCCCCACAGUUCCCAAAGGCAAGCUGCCCAGCCCCCCCCCAGCCCCCUUGCUCAAAUCCUCUCUUCCCAUUUUACAGACUGGAAGCACUGAGGCCGAGAGGCCUCUGAGGAAGUCGGCGGCUGAGCUGCCAAGACCUCCAGCUUCCCUCUCACCGACUUUACUUAUUUUAAAACUACUUUUAAAAAAUGAACCAGUUACAUUCGGGGGGGGGAGUAUUUGACCCCCUGCUAAAUUUGCCCGUUUGCCCUCUGACGAGGAAAUGACCAGUACAUAAUUUUAACGGUAGGUUUAUUGUAGCUGUGAGAGACAGAAUAACUACAGGAAAACUGGACAUAGGAAAAGUAAAUAAAAUGGUCUAAAACCCUCCCCUGUCCCCCUUUACCCCCCCUCCCAAAAUACACAUCAAAGUGAUCAUAAAUGGAACUUCAUUUAAUUCUGAUCCCUUGAGCCACACCUGUGGCCAAGCGGCCUGAGGCUUCUCUGCACCCUCUGGCUUACGGCCCGGUUCAGAGGGUAGCGGUUUGCUUGAGAAGCCUGAGCCAUAGCUGUCCACGUUUCCCUUCCUUUAAGGGAAAUUCCCUUAUUCCAAAUAGGAUUCCUUGCAAGAAAAGGGAAAAGUUGACAGCUAUGGCCUGAAAUAUAGGGACGUGGGUGGCGCUGUGGGUUAAACCACAGAGCCUAGGGCUUGCCGAUCAGAAGGUCGGCGGUUCAAAUCCCCGCGACGAGGUGAGCUUCCGUUGCUCGGUCCCUGCUCCUGCCAACCUAGCAGUUCAAAAGCAUGAAGUGCAAGUAGAUAAAUAGGUCCCACUCUGGCGGGAAGGUAAAUGGUGUUUCCGUGCGCUGCUCUGGUUCGCCAGAAGCGGCUUAGUCCUGCUGGCCACAUGACCCGGAAGCUGUACUCCGGCUCCCUUGGCCAGUAAAGCGAGAUGAGCGCCGCAAUCCCAGAGUCGGCCACGACUGGACCUAAUGGUCAGGGGUCCCGUUACCUUUACCUUUAUGGCCUGAAUUGGAGUUGAAAUGCCCCCCCUGCAUUCCCUGAGUGGCGCCACCCAGUGGGAGAAGAGGGGAAAGCACAGCCAUGCUUGCCCAAUAAUUCCCGGCAGAUUCACCUGAUAAUUCAGCCCAGAUGCAGCAGCCAAUCAUCUCCCUCAAUCCGUCCCUGAUCUGCCUUCCUGGUCAUUGCCUGGUCUGGAGGAGGGAGCAAAUGGGGGCUCUUAGGGGCAGGUGGGGGCAGAGGAAGGCGGGGGGGUUGUUCCCUCCCCUUGCUUUUUGGAAAGCGGGGUCUGGUGUUGGGAGGGGGCAGUGACUGUUUUGGGGAGAGAAGAGGGCUGGGGAGGGGUCCCUCCUUCUGCCCCCUGGGACCCCCUCCCCAGAUGGAGACAUCCGCUGGACUUGAUCCUUGCCCCCUCUCAGCCAGGGGGAGAAAUGGCAGCUGAGCCCUGGAUGGGGUUCUGGCCGGCCUUUGCUCAGGGGGCAGGAUCCGCUGCUCUGUUAAUCAUUGAGAAAGUUCCUCUUAGAGGCUAGAGGUCAGGGGGCUUGGAGCCAAGCGUUAACCCUUUGCAGUAGGUGCCUCUCCACCCACAGCGCCCCCCCCCCCCAGUUUUCAGUGCAAGGGACUCAUGGAGCAAAGAGUUCAGAAUGUGGGAAGCAUCUGGCUGCAGCAGCCAGACGGAUCAGGCCCAAGGAAAGUGCUCCUCCAGGGACCUCCCGGAUCCCCCAACAGGAAGCCUGCUGGGGGGGGGGGGACACAGUCCUUCCCUGCUGGGAUCUUGUGGCAGGAAGAAUUUUCUGAUGUAUGACAGCGGAACAGACUCCCUCCCAAGGUGCUCUGGCAGCCAUCUGUCAGGGGAUCCUUGAGCUGUGAUUCCUGCAUUGCAGGGGGCUGGACUAGAUGGCCCCUGGAGGUCCCUUCCAACUGGGCAGUUCUGUGACUCUGCAGUCACUUGUAGCUCUUGACCUUCACGUUGUUGGCCUGCUCCCCUUUUGAAGUUGGUGGCCAUCACUGCCUCUGCAGGAGAGGAAGAAGAACGUCUCUCUCCCUCCCAUCUCCUCCCUGCUCUUUGGUCAACCUCUGUGGUGUCCUCAUAGCCCUCCUUGCUCACCUCAAAUUCAGGGAGGAGGCAGGGAUGCUUCUGAAGACCAGAUGCUGGGAACUGUAGGCAGGGAGAGUGUUGAUCCUGCUUGCCGGUUUCCCGCAAGGGUCCGGUCAGCCACUGUCAGAACAGGAUCCCGGACUAGACGGGCCCCUGGCCUGAUCCUGCAGGCUUUUAUUAGGUUCUUGUGAUGAUGCUCCUUCUGGUUAUCCAGAUGUGAGGGUUUCGGCCACAUUCGCAGAACUGUCGUGUUCAAAGGGCCAUCCGACUCACCCCCUGCAAUACAGGAACCGCAGGCUCACAGGCAGCCCCUGAAUAAUGUUGAGUCCCGCUCUUUGGGACUGUGCAGUUCGAAGCCAGCACCUUGCCUGGGUCCCAGCAUACAGUGGUACCUUGGUUCUCAAACUUAAUCCAUUCCAGAAAUCUAUUCGAAAACCAAAGCGUUCCAAAACCAAGGCACGCUUUCCCAUAGAAGGUAAUGCAAAGCGGAUUAAUCCGUUCCAGACUUUUGAAAACAACCCCUAAAACAGCAAUUUAACAUGAAUUUUGCUAUCUAACCAAGAUAAUUGAUCCAUAAAAUGAAAGCAAUAAUCAAUGUACUGUACUAUAAAAUAAAUAAGACCGUAUUGUAGAUGAUAAAAAUUAAAAUAAUUUUUUUCCCUCACUUGCACUGAUGAUAGUCAUUGCUUGCUUUUAUCCAUUUCCGCAGUCACACAAUCAAUCAAUCAAUCAGUAGCUGAACUGGGUUCCAUACAGUCACAAAAACAAAUUAACCGGAAAAACCUCAAAAGCAAAAACACAAAAUAAAUAGCAAAAACAAAAGCGCCAAACUUAAUCCGAAGUCUGUUUGACUUCCGAAAUGUUCGAAAACCAAGGCGCAGCUUCUGAUUGGUGCAGGCGCCCCAGAAACAAUAGCCGACAGCUGUAUCAGACGUUUGGCUUCCAAAAAACAUUUGAAAGCCAGAACACUUGCUUCCGGGUUUUCGGUGUUUGGGAACCGAGGCACUACUGUACGUAGAGGGGGAUCGAAGUGCACAUACCUCUUUGCAAGAUCAGACUUGCAUCCAAGACAUAGAUGGACCCUCCGUGUUUUUGAGGCAGUGGGCUUCUUGAUAGGACCCUGGGGGGGGGGGGAGAGAAGAGGGGCUGACUAUUGCCUUGAUGCCCCCUCCUCACAUACUUUGCGGGGCACCUGGGGGGCCAUAGGGAGGGGGUGUCUGGCUGCAUGGACCCCAGCAGUUGGGUCUGGCUUGUGCUACAGUGGGAGGCCAAGACAACAAGACCCUGCUUUGUGCUUUUCAAUCAAUGACCAGAUCGGGGUUGUUCAAAUGAAUAAUCUCGGGUGGGAGAGGAGGCUGUGAAGGCAUUGCAUCUCAUAGACUUUUGUAACCGCCCCCCCCCAUCCCACCCUUCCGCCUUCUCCCCGCCACCCCCAACCAGCAACCUGCCGGACGUGACGGCUGCUGACUUUGAGCAGGUCAACCUGUCUCAAUACAAGUGGAUCCACUGGGAGGUGAGUGAAGGAAGCCCUUGCUGGGGAGAUUGGGGGGGGGCAAGAGGGAGGAAGGGUCUUCCUGAGUUGCAGGUGCCACAAGGGGUUGCCAUCAGCAGGAAAUGAAGACGGAAAAGUAUAGGUGAAAGACCUACAUUGGCUCCCAGGACGUUUCCGAGCACAAUUCAAAAUGUUGGUGCUGACCUUUAAAGCCCUAAAUGGCCUCGGCCCAGUAUACCUGAAGGAGCAUCUCCAGCCCGGACACCUGGGUCCAGCUCUGAUGGCCUUCUGGCAGUUCCAUCCCUGCGAGAAGUGAGGUUACAGGGAACCAGGCAGAGGGCCUUCUUGGUGGUGGCGCCCGCCCUGUGGAACACCCUCCCAUCAGAUGUCAAAGAGAACAACAACUACCAGACUUUUAGAAGACAUCUGAAGGCAGCCCUCUUUAGGGAAGCUUUUAAUGUUUAACAGACCAUUGUAUUUUAAUACUCUGUGGGAAGCCGGCCAGAGUGGCUGGGGAAGCCCAGCCAGAUGGGCAGGGUAUAAAUAAUAAAUGAUUAAGAUUAUGAUUAUUACAGGUGGCCAUUGAUAAGUUUUCAACACUGGCCAUUCACACACAGAAACAGCUUUUGGGAACAAGACUUCCUGUGAGGAGGUCAACACAUGCAAUGGUUUUGAAAACAAGGCCACUCACUCUGCAGGCGACAGGGCCAAACCUCUUUGCGAAAGGGGCUUCGUGUCGCGUUUUUCAGGGCCUUGAUUCAGAGAUGGCCCCCUUUAAAGUCUGUUGUUACUGGAUCUUAGAGUCGUGGGGUUACUGGGAGGGGGGCACUAAGAGUCAAGGAGGGGCUCCAUGGCGCUGGAGCUAUUCAUGACCUAUCAGACUUCAUUGGCAUCACUGGAUCAAGUUUAUCACUUUUGUCGAGUUAAUUAAACUAACUAGUUUUUAAUUGGAUUUUGAAUAAAUGUGCAAUCAUUCCAGUUUUGAAUUUUAUUGGGUUUUCCUCCUCUGUGUGCAUGCUGAAUAAUGCUUUUUAUAGGGUAGAGGUCGUUGGGAGGGACUUUAUGGAACCAAGGGGGCAGGGGCCCAGGAAAAUUUGGGAGCCACUGCCUAUAAGUCACUGCCCUUGAGGAUGCCAGCUGUUGGCCAUUAACCCUCUGGUGCCCGGAGGGGUGGCAUUUCCAGGCAGUCUUCAUGGGCAGCCCCACGGAGAGGGCAUUGCAGUAAUCUAGAGCUCAGCAGAGCAUGAAUGCCAGGACUGCCGUGGCCACAACCUUCUGGCUGUGGGUGCAGCUGUCCUGGCCACGGAAGCUCCCUGGGAUGCCAGGGUGAGUUCCUGCCUCCCUCUGAGACCCACCUUCUCCCACCCCCAGGGCAGGAAUGCCUCUGAGCAGGUGAAGAUGAUCCAGCGUGUGGAGGCGUAUAACAGGACCUGCCCGCCGUCCGACCGAGUGACCACGUCCGUGGAAGUGGAGAAGACGCGGCCAGAGAUAUACCAGCUCUUUGGCUACGGAGACGUGGUAGGAAAGCCUCUGUCUGGGGGAGAAGCCAGGAUGAUGGGGCAGAAACGAGACGCUAAUCUUUAUUGUCAUUGUCCUGUACAGAACAAGAAAAUUGAAAAAUCUACGUAAGACAUUCAAAACCCAACAAGCCUGCUAUCCCAGCUAUCCCAGCCUGGUUUGCCCCAAAAAACUCUGAGACCCCAUAAUUGAAUACAAUAUACUCCCAUAGAGACUACCUUACACUGCGUUUAACACCAAAAUCGCAUUUGAGUAGAAACUGUUUCUCAGGCAGGUCUUUAUAACCCUGGAGCUUCUUCCAGAAGGCAGAAGCUGAAAGAGAUCAUUUCCGGGGUGCGCACUAUCCUGCGCUAUCUCUGCAGCUUUCUUAUGGCGCCUGGAAGCAUAGAUUUGAUCCAAGGUGGGAAGAGUGCACCCAGUUAUUCUCUCCGCAGUCUUGACAACCCUGGACAGCAUUGUUUUUUCCCUGGCUGUGCAGCUCCCAAACCGCACACACAGACCACAAACAGCCCCCUGACUUCGGAGCAGGAGCCCCCAUUCAGGGUCAGGGCUUGGCUGGACCUCCCUGGCGCCGCCCAGCGUUGCCCGGGUCCUUUGCCCCACAGCCUCCUCUGCACAAGGGGAAAAGCCUCUGAGCACAGCAGCUGCUGCUUCUGACUCUGGCACGGAAGAGGCCUUUGGCUGAGGAAGAGGCCUUUGCGCGGCUCCGAAGAGCCACAGGCUGGACCAGGCAGACCUCCUUGUCCUGGGGGCAGGAUCCUCCAUACUCAGGACGUCCUCCUUACAUGGAACGGACUCCCUUGGAGAUUUGAAAGAUGGGUGGACAUCUGGCAGGGAUUCUUCAGUUGUGGUUCCUGCAUGGCUGGGGGUUGGGCUUGUUAAAGUUUGUGGGUCGUAAAUCCUUUGACCCAGUGGGCAUAGCUGUCAACCGUCCCUUAUUUGGCAGGAAAGUCCCUUAUCCCAGCGCCGUGUCCUGCUGCUGUCCCUUACUGAUGAUGUCCCUUCAAUUUCCCGGGUUUUCAAGGAAGCAGCUCCUCUCCCUCCCUCCCUCCCUGCCGGCCAGGGAGGAGGGAGGCUCCAACUUUGUUGCUUGGCUGCGUUGCUCACCCAAUAAGGAGUCUAAGAACGACUGGGGGGUGGAGCUUGCUUGCCUUGUGCCAAUCAAAUCGGCCGCCUUGCCUGGGGACUCGCCCUUGCUCAGCGCUUCCCAGCAGAGAGGUGACGGUGGUUUCCCUUGCUGCAUCCCCUUUGCCGGGUUGCUGCGCUGGGGAAACACCACUUGAGGCUUCAUUUGGCUGCUGGCUGGGCUUUCUGCCUUUGGCUUGGAGGGGCUCAGAAGGCGAAUAUACCUGUGCUCUGAAAAUCCCUUAUUUUGGCUGCUGAUCCCUUAUUUUCGAGGCUGCUGGUCCCUUAUUUUCAAAUCUGUAAGUUGACAGCUAUGCCAGUGGGUCAUGCAGGAACUGUGGCUUUGUCUGUGUCUGUGUGGUGUCUUCAGUAACUCAGCUCAACACCAGUGCUUCUAAUCUAUCACUCUUUAUUUUGAAGCAUACAAAACAGAAAAGAAAACCUUUCUGUCUCUAACAGAACUGAAACUAUCUCGCUCACAUUCUCAGACACUCUGCACUCGGAGAGAGCUCAUCCCACAGGAAAAUGCCCGGCUUAUAUGGGCAGUGCACCCAGUUAAUAAGAAGGCCUCCUGGGAGUGUUAACUCUCAACUGUCCAGAACCACAACAGGGCUGGAUGACCCUUGGGGGUCCCUUCCAACUCUCCCGUUCUAAGUUCUGCUUGUGAAGCACUGCCUGGGCUGAGCAGCAGGAAGGCAGUGCUGCCCUGGGGGUGGAGGACUGACCUCAGAACAUGAAAUGAGCUCUGCUGGACCAGCAUCCUGUUCGCCUCACAGGGGCCAAAGACCCCUAAGACCCCAGGAGUCUAGACUGCCUCUGGAACUGGAGCCUCUGCCUGACAAGCCUAGCUGCUGGUCAGUGGGGAUCCCACCUAGUCCAGCCUCCUGUUCUCACCAUGGCUGACCAGAUGCCCAUUACGGGAAACCCACAAGCAGGAUCUGAGCACGAGAGCAACCCUCUCCCUUGCUGCCCCUGGCAUUCAGAAGCAUCUCUGCAUCCUGGCUAGUGGCCACUGAGAGCCCCUUUCUCCCCCAUAAGUUUAGCCAAUCCUCUUUUAAAGCCGUCCCGGUAGGUGGCCAUCUUGUGGGAGGGAGUUCCACAGUCUAACACUGUGCUGCAGGAUUGAGUCCUUUCUGCAUCUUCCAACAUUCAUCUUCCUUGGGCGCCUGGGAAUUCUAGUCUUAUGAGAGAGAGAGAGACCAAGAGGAGAAGGGGACUCUGGCUUCUCUUCCCCCCCUCCAGGUCUUUGUCAGCAAGGACGUGGCCAAGGCGAGGGGCUUCUACUCGGCCGCCGAAGCUGUCAAGGGGCUCCGCAGAUAUCUGAAGCCGGGGUAGGUGGAGACCACCCAAGGAGAAGGGGGCAGGCUGGAUUGCCUCUGGGUGCCCCUCAGCCCCCCUGCCCACCCUCUGGCAUGGGAGGGGAACUCGUGCCAACUCCAGCAUUUAAUGCGCAGCUGGCCACUGGCCCUUCGGUGCUCUGUGGGGAAUGCCAAGAACCUGAGGCUCUUCACCUCAGGGUCGUGGGGUCAAACCCCAUGUUGGGCAAAAGGAUUCCCGCCUUGCAGGGGUUGGACUAGAUGACCCUCAUGGUCCCUCCCAAUUCUCCAGUUCUACGCAACGCUCCAGAACUGCUCCUUAUUCUUCCCUCCAUCUUUUCUUUACAGAAUGUUUUCAUUUAACAAAAUGUAUCUACGCCCCUUGCCCUAAACCUUGAAGGCUCCCAAGCGGUUUGCAAAAAGGUGAUCUUAAAAUGCUCAUUUAAAAUAUCCAUAUCCAUAAAAUAUCCGUAAGUCACAGGGAAGCAGGCAAGGGCCUUCUCAGUGGUGGCACCUGCCCUCCCACCAGAUGUCAAAGGAAAAAACAACUACCAGACUUUUAGGAGACAUCUGAAGGCAGCCCUGUUCAGGGAAGCUUUUAAUGUUUGACAGACUAUUGUAUUUUAAUAUUUUGUUGGAGGCCGCCCAGAGUGGCUGGGGAAACCCAGCCAGAUGGGAGGGGUAUAAAUAAAUUAUUAUUAUUAUUAUUAUUAUUAUUAUUAUUAUUAUAGCAAACAUUAAAAAUGAGUUACAUUUUUAAAAAAAACUGCAAAGCAACUUCUGACACUUGGGGUUUCUGUUUUUUCAGAGCCAUCUUAUUUAAAAUGGUUGUAAGUUGUUUUACGUAGUGCUUAAUAUGUUUUUCAACGCUGCAACCUGCCCUGGAACCUUAGGGUAAAGGGUGGAUAUUAUUAUUAUUAUUAUUAUUCAAUUCUACUUGCUGAAAUGACCUGUGAAGCUGGUCUGCAGGAUGGGACUUCAUCAUCCUGGCUGCUGGGACUUGGCGGACCCCCCCCACCAGGUUCCCCCUCCCUGGGUUGAACCAAACAGGCCCUGUUGAGCCCAGCUCCCUUGGGAGAAAGAACCAGGACUUUUGGAGGUGGGGAGGGUGUUUUGGGGGUGCCUCCCCACCCAGUCACCUGCGGGGUCUCUGUCCCAAGGCUAAAGGCUCCUUCGUCUUUCUCCCCCCCCCCCCCCAGAGCUACCCUGGUCUGUGCCUGGGCUGAGGAGGGGGCCGACGCCAUGGGACCGGACGGGGUGCUGGUUCACUCGGACGCCUUCUCCCCCGAGGUGGUGGUGGACACCUUGGGUGCUGGGGACACCUUCAACGCGGCCGUGAUCCUGGCCCUCAGCAGGGGUGAGUCGCGGGGGCUUCUCUCCUCCUCCCUGUUGCCUGCAUGUCCAAAUCUCCCCUUUGUGAUCUGUUCUGCAACCUGCUCAUCAGACAUGGGAUCUACGGAGAGAUCUCCAGGGUCUGCAGUAGAUCGCCAUGCUCUUCGGACUGUCUGUCAGUUUUAACUAUAGGAGCAACAAAAAAGCUUGCCCAAACUUGCUUCAAAAUUAGGCUCUGCAAAGAAGAAAGGGGUUUUUUUUGGGGGGGGGAGACCAGGACUGGAGUUGGGGGGAGAAAAUGAGUCUCUGCUUUGCUUUGCUUUGCUUUUGUUUCUUAUGAAUUUUGCUUUGAGCUUUUCUUUGCUUUCUUACAAGUCUCUUGCUUUGCUUUGCUUUCUAUGAACCGUGUGAUGCAGCAGCAAGAAAAGUGAAUGCUAUUCUCAGCUGCACCAGCAGGUCUAGUGCCCAGAUCAAGGGAAUUAAUAGCACCCAGUGGCGCCAACUUGGACCCCACAUUAUGGGUGCCCAGCGACAUGUGCAACGUAACGUGAGAUCAUGACUUCACAUUGCAGCGCCUAGGAGCCCCAGAAGGCUUCCAAGGCCCCACAAGGCCUCAGACAUAACUUCCAGUUCCUUGCGGGGCCCCAGAGGUCGUGUCGGAGGCCCUGCGGUGCGGGCACUGAGCACCCACAAAACAAUCGUAGGUGCCCAGGGCCCCCUGGAGUUGGCACCAGUGGUAGUACCACUAUUCUGCCUUGGUCAGAGCCCUGUGCCCAAUUCUGGGUGCCACCGUUUAAGAAGGAUGUUGGCAACCUGGGAGGUGGGCAGAGGAGGGAGACCAAGAUGAUGAAGGGUCUGGAAACCAAGCCUGAUGAGGAACGGUUGAAGGAGCUGGGGAUGUUUAGCCUGGAAAUGAGGAGACUGAGAAUAGAUAUGAGAACCAUCUUCAACUAUCUGAAGGGCUGAACCAUGGAGCAAGCUUGUUUUCUGCAGCUCCAGAGAACUGAACCAAUGGAUUCAAAUGACGGGAAAGGAGACUCCAGCUAAACUUUAGGAAGAACUUUCUGGCUGUUAGAGCCAUUUGACAGUGGGGGGGAGACGUCUGAAGGUGGUGCCCCCUCCUUCAUGAGAGGUUUUUCAACGGUGGGGGGGGUGUGGCUGCCAGACAGAAUUUCUUUAGCCAUGGUUCCAGCAUUGCAGCAGGAACAACUAGAGGAACCUUAGGGGACCCUUUCAACUCUUUAAUUCUAUGAUUCUCGGACUGUGAGUUCAGUUCUGGUAGCCCAAAUUCCUGGGGCAGCUGAGCAUGGACAGAGCAUGUCCCUUCACUCUGUGCUCUGCCCCCUCCCUCCUCCGACCACAAUUUUGCGCUUGGUGGAUCUUUGGCUUCUUAGCAGAAAAACAAGUACCAUAUUUUUUGCUCUAUAAGACACACCCGACCGUAAGACGCACCUAGUUUUAGAGGAGAACAAGAAAAAAAAUAUUCUCUCGCUCUCUGCGCAGCACCCCUUCAGCAAAGCGGGAGGAGCAAUGGAAGGGGCGAAGUCAGAACAGCGAAAGCAGCAAUCCCUCUUGCUGUUCUGGCUUCUGGGAUAGCUGCACAGCCUGCAUUCGCUCCAUAAGACGCACACACAUUUCCCCUUACUUUUUAGGAGGGAAAAAGUGAGUCUUAUACAGCGAAAAAUACGGUAAAUCUCGCACGCCCUGAAUUCUGCCCGGGAGAGGGGUCUUGCCGGGGAGAGUUCUUGUUGCCUGAACCGCAGGGCACCUCUCUGCCUCAGAGCUCAACUGACCCCUCUCUGUCUCCCCCCUCCAGGGAGACCCCUGGCCGAGGCAAUCACCUACGGGUGUCAGGUGGCUGGACGGAAGUGCGGUGUGCACGGCUACGAUGGGAUCGUGUGAGCUGCAAGCGGCAAGCCAUGUCUGCCCAUCUUUUCUGGGGACCUUCAUCAAGCCGUGGACCAAAAUCACACAGCCCCCCUGACUCAGCGAGGAAGAAGCGUGCUGCUUCUCUGAAAGGUCCGGAGGGGCUGGGCAGCCAAAGCCGGUUCUCUGCUGUGCCCGGCCGCCCUGUGUGUCCUGGCUGGGCCUGGGUCUGGAGAGAGACUUGCCCGCGUUGCCUCUUUGCAAAGGCCGAUCAAUAAAAUGCUUGGACCAGUGGC
Messenger RNA from Podarcis lilfordi (Lilford's wall lizard), 17609 nucleotides. The record is from the annotation of a GenBank genome assembly. Lineage: Eukaryota; Metazoa; Chordata; Lepidosauria; Squamata; Lacertidae.